AUGCAAGGUCGUAUCCUUCUCGUUUUUUUAUUAUCUACAACUUUUACGGAAGGCUUCUUGUUUAGUUCAUCACCAAAAUGCCAAAUAAAAAAAUAUAAAUCGAAUACGUACAUAACAGGCGAUCCUUUAUUAAUUCAUGAAGAUUUUCAUGAACGUGUUAAACCGUUAGAAAAUCUUGCAAAAACUUGUCAAGUACGUUUAUAUAUUAGAGGAUCUUAUUAUCAAUUACCAAAUCCAGCCGAUCAAGUUUUAGCUUCUGAUGCUGAUCUAGUCAUUGGUCAUGGUUUUCAAUUUGAAAUUCGAGAUGAAAAUAACGCAAUUUUAUGUAAUAAAAUGUGUCUUUCGAAAAAUCCAACUGAUAUUCCGGCAGUAAACUGUUUCUUGCAAGGUGUAAUUAAUCAUGGUUUAACAUGGUCAAAAUAUAAUACAGAUACUAUUAGUGAUGGAACAUAUGCAGCAAAUACAGUUGGAUAUCAUACAUUAAAAACAGAUGUUCAAACUAGAUGUAAAGAUGAAAAAUUAAAACGACAACUCUUACGAGCACUUCGAAAGAUGUAUAUUGAAGAAAAUGAAGAGAAGAAAUAA
This is a messenger RNA of Adineta steineri, 585 nucleotides long. The record is from the annotation of a GenBank genome assembly. Lineage: Eukaryota; Metazoa; Rotifera; Eurotatoria; Adinetida; Adinetidae.